AUGCAGUCGGAUGAUGACCAAGCCAGCCUAAUUUGGCAGCUCUUUAUAGGGAACAUUGAUAUCAUUCCUGCAUCCAAAUCCAUUGUUGUUCAUUACGAUAUUCAAGUCGAUGUUUUAGAUUCAGAUUGCAAUACUUUAUUCUCCGAUUCAAAGCCUAGCGAAAUUAAAAUAUCAUUUCCUGACAUAACACCACUAUCUAAUCCCGAAGAGAUUGCCGAUAUAGCCAUAUCAAAAUGCGAAGCUCUUCAAUCAUGUAAAAGAUCCGUUGUUGUUCAAGCAAUAUCAGAUUUAGCGGCUGGCACAGCGACAUCAUUACCUGCAAAUCCAACAAGGAGUCCUUCUAUUGAGCAAGGUCUCUCCAAACUAGCUUCUACAGCUCCAGCAGGAGCAGUUUGUAGUGAAUCAAUGCCAGUCAUGAAGCCUUCGUCCUCGAAAGAUGAUGUAGACUCAUUAUUACACAACGCUCUCCAGAAAAUCCACUGGGGUGACAAUAACGAGUGCUUGCAAACUCUUUCAUCUCUCGCGGAGAUCUCUCUUACAGACAAAAACCUUGCACUGAUAAUCAGACACGAGCCUCUUAUGAGCGCUCUAUGCAACAAUCUCAAGAAAUUCGCUACUUCUUCGCUUCCAAGUUGUAUUAAAAUUAUGACUAUCUUCGAGAGAAUCUCGUACUACCCAGAUUACCAGUCGGCGUUAGCCAGAUUCAAGAUCGGAGCUAUGUCGUUGAGUCUAUUGCACGUACAAUUGCAUGUAACUCAAAUUGCAGCAUCUAAAUUCACAAAGGAGGAUCUAAAUGCAUAUAUCAAAUCACAGAAUCAUUUAAUUCGUCUUACAGUAUCGUUACUUUAUAAUAUUAGCGAGGACAUAUCAUCAAUGAGAAAAAUGAUGAAUAAAGAUAUCAUUUCUCCAUUAAUCACGGUCCUCAAGAGAAGAGACUUAGAAAUACUACUACUUUCUCUGAGAUUAUUACGUAGAAUCUCACUAAUUCCUGUAAAUUGGGGAGAUGUCCCAUUUGAUGAGAUUGUUCCGGCCAUUUGCCAAGAUAUAUUUAGAUGGACACCAGACCAGUCAAACAAGCGAGCUAAAAUUGUAACAGUUUUGAAGGAAGGCUUAGAAUUAAUGUAUACCUUCAGUUUUCAUAGGGAAGUACUUCCUAAUUUCCAGAAAAACAAUGUUUUCGAGUACAUAGGAAAGCUCUGUGAUAUCAUGGAGCUCAGACAAUCCUUAAUUAAGUUCCUUUACCAAGCAUCAUUAAAUUCUCCCACUUUUGAGAGCUUCCAAGUCCAGAAAAUCGUUGAUCUAUUAAUCCAUGCUGCAACCAGCAACAACCAAGACCAUGUUAUCGCUCUAGUUAUCCUUAUGCGAUUAUCAACCGACAUAAAAUGCUCCCAAAUGAUAGCCCAGAGCCCGAUCUUCACUCCACAGAAUGUUCGCCAGAUGUUCGUUGAUUCCGCGAACCAUACAAGUGGAGACAGCGCCAUUUUACUGCAUCUGAUUCGAAAUAUCGCCGACAAUCAGCCAAAACUGGUCACAGGCUUCGACGAUGCCAUUGUAGAUGCAUGUAUUGCCAACAAGGAUAACCUGGAAGCACUCUGCGACAUUUUUGCCGUAUCAUCAAGAGCAAAAAUGGAUUCAACACGUGCAAAAUUUUUCGUAAGCAAACAACCUUUUGUACAACUCGUUGUUAGCAUUUUAAGCAGUCGGAAUUCACUUCCACAGCUUCAACUCGAGUGUGUUAUGUUUGUUUCCAGUGUUGUUUUGUUCUCCAAACCAGCACAAGAACUUGAAGAACAAGGAAUUGUUAAACACGUUGUUGGCGUUUUCAUGCAGUAUAAUGAUGACUUGGAUAUACAGACACAGUGUUUAUUCUGUUUCUAUAGAUUUGUUUGCCACACUGAAACAAGGAAAGCAUUGAUUUCACAUAACGAAAUCAUUAACGCUGUUAUUAAACACAGCGGAAGUAAGAAUUCAGUUUUAUCUCAAAUGGCGAAUUCAGUUCUUGACGCAUUAGUUACAUUCGAUCGAGGAUGGGCUGAAAAGAUAAGGAAGCCAAGGUUUGAGGCUUUCAAUUGGGAAUGGAUAUCUAUAAUAGAUAAGCAAGGAACAAAGCAAUAA
Trichomonas vaginalis G3 is the source of this 2115-nucleotide messenger RNA. Its product is annotated as kinesin-associated proteins family. Gene Ontology annotation, biological process: microtubule-based movement; cilium organization. The record is from RefSeq and is a predicted model, not a curated record. The transcript has a single exon. Gene Ontology annotation, molecular function: kinesin binding. Gene Ontology annotation, cellular component: kinesin II complex; axoneme; ciliary transition zone. The coding region runs from base 1 to 2115 and encodes 704 amino acids. NCBI's taxonomy places the organism in Eukaryota, Parabasalia, Trichomonadida, Trichomonadidae.